AGUUGUGACGUUUACUGCACGCCGGAAGGAGAACCUGCGAGCGCUUUUAGAACUAUGGCGGCGGUGGAUAUUCGAGAUAAUCUGCUGGGAAUCUCUUGGGUUGACAGUUCCUGGAUCCCCAUUUUGAACAGUGGAAGUGUCCUGGAUUACUUUUCAGAAAGAAGUAAUCCUUUUUAUGACAGAACAUGUAAUAAUGAGGUGGUCAAAAUGCAGAGGCUAACAUUAGAACACUUAAAUCAAAUGGUUGGAGUAGAAUACAUCCUUUUACAUGCUCAGGAGCCCAUUCUUUUUAUCAUUCGGAAGCAACAGCGGCAGUCCCCUACCCAAGUUAUCCCACUGGCUGAUUACUAUAUCAUUGCUGGAGUGAUCUAUCAAGCCCCAGACUUGGGGUCUGUUAUAAACUCUAGGGUGAAUUUGUUCUCUUUUCGCAAGCUUACUGCGGUGCACGGCAUUCAGUCAGCCUUUGAUGAAGCCAUGUCCUACUGUCGGUACCACCCUUCCAAAGGGUACUGGUGGCAUUUCAAAGAUCAUGAAGAGCAAGAUAAAGUCAAACCUAAAGCUAAAAGGAAAGAAGAACCAAGCUCUAUUUUUCAGAGACAACGUGUGGAUGCUUUACUCCUAGACCUAAGACAGAAAUUUCCACCCAAAUUUGUGCAGCAAAAGUCUGGAGAAAAGCCUGUCCCAGUGGAUCAGACAAAGAAAGAGACAGAACCUGUACCAGAAACUGUAAAAUCUGAAGAGAAGGAGACCACAAAGAACGUCCAACAGAUAGUGAGCACCAAAGGCCCUCCUGAAAAACGAAUGAGACUUCAGUGAGCACUGGAGAAGAGAGAAGCUUGCAAGACUCCUCUUGCCCGUUAUUUAUACCUCAUUACUGUGACAGGCUCUUGAACUUGGAAAUUCUUUGUCACAGCCCUUCCAUUUGUAUGAAUGUGCUUGUUCUUUAAAAAAGGAUGGAAGGAUCCUCAUGCUUUUGAUACGAAUAUUUUUAAUGUAUAUUUUGUAACCUUUUCCCUAUUCGGCUUGAGCAGCCUCCUCACUCAAAUGUACACUGCUAUAUACAUCCAAAAGCAAAAUAAAGAUAUUUAUAUAAAGCACUUACUCAUGAUUUUUUCCCUUUAUUUCUGUCACUGAAAUGUUUCCAGAUGCACUUUGUAAACAUAAAGAACUAAUGUGAAAGCAGUAACUGAGCUCAUUUUCUUUUAUUGUGUAUUUCUCAGUAUU
Enhydra lutris kenyoni (northern sea otter) is the source of this 1224-nucleotide messenger RNA. RefSeq names its product mediator complex subunit 6. The coding region runs from base 55 to 816 and encodes 253 amino acids. Gene Ontology annotation, biological process: regulation of transcription by RNA polymerase II. Gene Ontology annotation, molecular function: transcription coactivator activity. Gene Ontology annotation, cellular component: core mediator complex; mediator complex. The record is from RefSeq and is a predicted model, not a curated record. Lineage: Eukaryota; Metazoa; Chordata; Mammalia; Carnivora; Mustelidae. The transcript has 8 exons.